GAUGCUUAUCGAAAAAGCUAUCGCUGGACUACCGCCUCUAAAUAAACGCAUAGAAAAUAAUUAUUUAGUUUAUAUCUGAAAAAAUGUCCGCAUCCGUGGAAUUAAGCUCGUAUCGCGACCAGCACUUCAAGGGCUCUCGUUCGGAGCAAGAACGUUCGCUUCGCGACUCGACUACUUUAUAUGUGGGAAAUCUUAGCUUCUACACGACAGAGGAGCAGAUUCACGAGCUAUUCUCCCGAUGUGGCGAUGUCCGGGUUAUAGUAAUGGGUCUAGACAAGUACAAGAAGACUCCUUGUGGAUUCUGCUUCGUAGAGUACUACAUAAGAUCCGAGGCGGAGGCGGCCAUGAGAUUUGUUAAUGGCACACGCUUGGAUGAUCGACUGAUUCGAGUGGACUGGGACGCUGGAUUUAUUGAGGGCAGGCAAUAUGGACGCGGCAAAACCGGCGGACAGGUGCGUGAUGAAUAUCGCACGGAUUACGAUGCCGGACGAGGUGGCUACGGCAAACUAUUGUCCCAAAAGAUCGCGCCAAACACUGACAACCGCUAAAACUAAGAUAAGAUUAAAGACUAAGCCCACAAUUAGAAAUUAAAGCAAACACUUAGUAAUAACAUCUCUAA
Molecule: messenger RNA, 619 nt
Organism: Drosophila ficusphila
Lineage: Eukaryota; Metazoa; Arthropoda; Insecta; Diptera; Drosophilidae
Gene: Cbp20
Product: nuclear cap-binding protein subunit 2
Exons: 3
Coding region: 84-548 (154 amino acids)
Biological process (GO): mRNA cis splicing, via spliceosome
Cellular component (GO): nuclear cap binding complex
Molecular function (GO): RNA cap binding
Source: RefSeq, a predicted model, not a curated record